AUGUUCCCAUUUAUGCUUUUUUCUACCCUGUUUUCUUUCAUAUUUACUGAACCUGGGAAGCAAUAUUGGAUCUGCAACUCCUCCGAGUCAAGUGUUUCGUACACCUACUGUGAUAAAACAGAAUAUCCUAUUUCAAUUAACCUUGAACCAUGUAUAACAUUGACGGGAACCAGAGGAUUUUUACAUAUUUUCUUCAUUCCAAGAACAGACAUAAAAAAAUUAUAUUUUAAUUUGUAUAUAUCUGUCAACUCCGUGGAUUUUCCAAAGCGUAAGGAAGUAAUUUGCCGAGGAUCUGAUGAUGUUUAUUCUUUUUGCGGAAAUCUGAAGGGAGAGACUGUGAAUACAACCAUAUCAUUCUCUUUCGGGGGAAUGCUAUUUUCUAAGGGACGAUACAGGUGUGUUGCAGAAGCCAUUGCUGGGAAUGCUGAAGAAAUGCUCUUUUGUUUGAAUUUCACCGUCAUACACAACCCUCGUAUAAAUUAGAAUAAAUUGAGCACAUUUUUUAUUUUUCAAAA
Galeopterus variegatus (Sunda flying lemur) is the source of this 515-nucleotide messenger RNA. RefSeq names its product lymphocyte antigen 96 (gene LY96). NCBI's taxonomy places the organism in Eukaryota, Metazoa, Chordata, Mammalia, Dermoptera, Cynocephalidae. The record is from RefSeq and is a predicted model, not a curated record. Gene Ontology annotation, molecular function: lipopolysaccharide immune receptor activity; lipopolysaccharide binding; Toll-like receptor 4 binding. The transcript has 5 exons. Bases 1 to 483 code for a protein of 160 amino acids. Gene Ontology annotation, biological process: cellular response to lipopolysaccharide; toll-like receptor 4 signaling pathway; positive regulation of lipopolysaccharide-mediated signaling pathway. Gene Ontology annotation, cellular component: lipopolysaccharide receptor complex.